AAUGGCAACAUUGAAAUGAAGGCUUCUGUACUGGGACUUACUCAUGCUGCUAAUGGCAUCGGAAUCUAUGCACCCUGGCCCAACCAAACCACAGCAAACCAAAGGGAGAAGGAACGUUUCUCAGGACAAGUCCUUCACAAGUGAUGGAGAUGGUGAUGGCACCUUUGUCUUUGAAGCAGACGACGCCUGGAAGGAAUUUCACAGCUCCCUUCUCCAUUUCUAUGAAGUGGGUGAGUUGUGUGACGUCACUCUUAAAGUUGGUUCAAAGUUGAUCCCCUGCCACAAGCUUGUCUUGGCAUGCGUGAUACCCUAUUUCCGUGCCAUGUUCCUUUCUGAUAUGGCAGAGGCAAAACAAACAGUCAUCGAGAUCCGGGACUUUGAUGGUGAUGCGUUUGAAGAUUUGGUGAAGUUUGCUUAUUCAUCCCGAGUGACCCUCACAGUUGAUAACGUCCAGCCGCUUCUGUAUGCGGCCUGCAUUCUCCAAGUGGAACUUGUUGCCAAGGCCUGCUGUGAAUACAUGAAGCUGCAUUUUCAUCCCUCUAACUGCCUGGCUGUGAGGGCUUUUGCAGAGAGCCACAACAGAGUAGAUUUGAUGGACAUGGCAGACCGCUUUGCUUGUGACCAUUUUGCAGAAGUGGUAGAUUGCGAUGACUUUGCCAGCAUGUCUCCUCAGCAUCUGUAUAAGUUGUUGUCUUCUGAAGAUCUUAAUAUUGAGACUGAAAAACAGGUCUACAAUGCAGCCAUAAAGUGGCUUCAUGCCAACCCCCAGCACCAUGAAGCAUGGCUGAACGAAAUACUGUCUCAGGUUCGACUGCCAUUGUUACCUGUUGAAUUUUUGAUGUCUGUUGUGGCCAAAGAGCAGAUAAUCAGAAAGGACUUGAAAUGCAGAGAUCUACUGGAUGAAGCAAGGAACUAUCACCUGCACCAAAGCAGCCGGGCUCUCCUUGACUUUGACUAUACAAUCCGCACUAAACCCAGGAAACAGACUGCCGGUGUCUUGUUCUGUGUGGGAGGAAGAGGAGGCUCAGGAGACCCAUUUCGUAGUAUUGAAUGCUACUCUGUAAGCAAAAACAGCUGGUUCUUUGGGCCAGAAAUGAACAGUCGAAGAAGACAUGUGGGUGUCAUCUCUGUGGGAGGAAAGGUCUAUGCGGUUGGUGGCCAUGAUGGUAAUGAACAUUUGGGUAGUAUGGAGGUGUUUGAUCCACUCACAAAUAAAUGGGUGAUAAAGGCAUCAAUGAAUAAGAAAAGGAGGGGAAUUGCAUUGUCGUCUCUUGGUGGCCCAAUAUAUGCCAUUGGUGGGCUGGAUGACAACACUUGCUUUAAUAAUGUAGAGCGCUAUGAUGUGGAAUGUGAUCGCUGGACUGCUGUAGCUCCAAUGAAUACACCUCGAGGAGGUGUUGGAUCAGUUGCUCUUAUGAAUCAUGUCUAUGCUGUUGGAGGUAAUGAUGGUGUUGCUUCCCUCUCCAGUGUGGAGAGGUAUGACCCUCAUUUGGAUAAAUGGGUAGACAUUAAAGAGAUGGGCCAGAGAAGAGCAGGCACUGGAGUGAGUGAAUUACAUGGCUGUCUGUAUGUUGUAGGUGGAUUUGAUGACAAUGCCCCUCUGAGUUCUGUAGAGAGGUACAAUCCUCAUUCCAACAAAUGGGAGUAUGUUGCAGAACUCACUACCCCGAGAGGAGGGGUUGGCAUUGCAACGCUGAUGGGAAAAAUAUAUGCAGUUGGAGGUCAUAAUGGAAAUGCAUACUUGAAUACAGUGGAGUGCUAUGACCCAGUUAUAAACAGGUGGGAGCUGGUUGGCUCUGUGGCUCACUGCAGGGCUGGGGCAGGAGUUUCGGUCUGCUCCUGUCUGUGUAGUCAGAUCCGGGACAUUGGCCAUGGGUCAAGCAAUGUGGUGGACUGCAUGUAAACAAUUUCUCUACAGACUGCAAUGAACAACGUUCAAUAACAACUCAUCUCUUUUGGAUUCAUUGAAAUCCCUGUUCCCAGGGUAAUCCGAUGUGUGUGCCAGCAGACCGAUGCAAAGUUUUGGAAAUGUGCUUUGUAGUCGGCACACUUGUGAUGAAAUGAAGGUUGCACUGAAGCUACACUUGUGCUCUUGUGACAGUUUGUGGCUGUGACAUGUAAUAACUUGGCAGUACAUGUAACUGUAUUCCUUUUCAUAUUCUUGAUACGUAUGAUUAGGUUGAGUCAGUAUUACACCUGGUAAGUUAUUUGUUGAAGUGCCAAAUGCGAUUUGCAUAGAAUCUGCACAUUUUGAAUGCAGAAAAAGAUAUUUUUGUGUCCCGUGUAAAUAAUAUACAUUGUUUUGACAUUUCAAUAUGUGUAUAUAGAGAAGUCUAUUUAUUAAACUAUUUUUGUUCUGUGGAAUGACAUUACAGUAGUAGUGAUGUUAGAU
Molecule: messenger RNA, 2392 nt
Organism: Nanorana parkeri
Lineage: Eukaryota; Metazoa; Chordata; Amphibia; Anura; Dicroglossidae
Gene: KLHL8
Product: kelch like family member 8
Exons: 9
Coding region: 44-1903 (619 amino acids)
Molecular function (GO): protein binding
Source: RefSeq, a predicted model, not a curated record